GUCAGUCAGUCCACUGGCUCCCGCGCCGCGUCUGUGUCCGUCGCUCGGAGGGUGGAAGCCGGGGUCUCGCGGGCCGCGGGCCGCAUGACUCCUCUCUGCCUCAAUUGCUCUGUCCUCCCUGGAGACCUGUACCCAGGGGGUGCAAGGAACCCCAUGGCUUGCAAUGGCAGUGCGGCCAGGGGGCACUUUGACCCUGAGGACUUGAACCUGACUGACGAGGCACUGAGACUCAAGUACCUGGGGCCCCAGCAGACAGAGCUGUUCAUGCCCAUCUGUGCCACAUACCUGCUGAUCUUCGUGGUGGGCGCUGUGGGCAAUGGGCUGACCUGUCUGGUCAUCCUGCGCCACAAGGCCAUGCGCACGCCUACCAACUACUACCUCUUCAGCCUGGCCGUGUCGGACCUGCUGGUGCUGCUGGUGGGCCUGCCCCUGGAGCUCUAUGAGAUGUGGCACAACUACCCCUUCCUGCUGGGCGUUGGUGGCUGCUAUUUCCGCACGCUACUGUUUGAGAUGGUCUGCCUGGCCUCAGUGCUCAACGUCACUGCCCUGAGCGUGGAACGCUAUGUGGCCGUGGUGCACCCACUCCAGGCCAGGUCCAUGGUGACGCGGGCCCAUGUGCGCCGAGUGCUUGGGGCCGUCUGGGGUCUUGCCAUGCUCUGCUCCCUGCCCAACACCAGCCUGCACGGCAUCCGGCAGCUGCACGUGCCCUGCCGGGGCCCAGUGCCAGACUCAGCUGUUUGCAUGCUGGUCCGCCCACGGGCCCUCUACAACAUGGUAGUGCAGACCACCGCGCUGCUCUUCUUCUGCCUGCCCAUGGCCAUCAUGAGCGUGCUCUACCUGCUCAUUGGGCUGCGACUGCGGCGGGAGAGGCUGCUGCUCAUGCAGGAGGCCAAGGGCAGGGGCUCUGCAGCAGCCAGGUCCAGAUACACCUGCAGGCUCCAGCAGCACGAUCGGGGCCGGAGACAAGUGACCAAGAUGCUGUCAGCCUGUGAGGCAUGGCCACCGGCACGCCAUCUUCUUUCCUGAGGAACUGCUGUCUUUCCUUAGAGAUGAGUGAAAAAUCCCAAGAAGGAUUCUGAUGGGCGUGGCCUAGGUCAUGCCCCACCUCCUGAGCCAGAGUGGCAGGAUGCCGAGGUGCACAGCCCCCAGUGGAACUACACAGUGAGAUCUGGGGGGAGCAAAGUCCCCCAGAGAAGGGGAGGAGGGUGUUGGAGAGGCCAGGUGCUGAAUUUCCCCCAUGCCAUGUCUGCGGUUCCCUGGGAACCGCAGGAGAGACCAUUUGUCUAAACAGCCCCAUCCCGAGGCGUGUCUGUGAAGGCCGGGCUCAAGGCACAGGGGAUCAGGCCAGAGGCCUGCGGAUUAGGGCAGGCUAAGGUACUGGGAUGAGGCUCUGGAUCUCUGUGGCCUGGACCUGGCUCUUUUUCAAAAGCUGUGGCCCUGGGGAAGCAAGACAAACUGAUACUAAGCCGAUCAAAGAUCCGCCCCAUCCACCUACCUGCAUCCCAGCUCAGCCCCACCUCAGCAGAGCCUGAAUCAGGCCAGUGGGGUGAGCCAGGUCAGCAGAGGGCCACUGAGACUUUGGACAGAGCCAGCUAACUGGGGGCCGCCCCAUCUCCAGAGUGACUCGCUCCUCUCACCCCUCAGACACCGUCCCAGAGCUCAGUCUCUUGUGCAGCUCCUGAAACGAGGCUGACCCCAGAGCUAUGUGCAUGCCUCCCAGCUCUGCACGGUGAAGCCUGUGCUCAGGACCAGCUGCCCACUGCCGCCCUGCCUCCUGCCUACUACCCCGUCCCCUCCCUGAAAACAUGGGUGGGCAGAGUCUGCAGUAGGUGCUUAGCUGGGGUGGCUCACCCCUGGAAGGUGGGCUUCCUGCUUGCUGGCCUUCUCUCUUCCCUCCCUCCCUCCCUUGUCCACUUUCCGCUGGCCCUCUGUGCACCAGGCCAGGGGCCAGGGAGGUUGUGAGCAACGUCCUUUUUGAAAUCUGGGAUUAUGAGGAAAACCAUGCUAGGGUAUGAUGGGGAAGACACUGCCCAGGAAAGCUAGUGAGUUGCAGCAGCAAACCCAAGAAACAAGGAACAAAAAUCACAGCUGACCCUGUGGCAGAGACCCAGGGAAGGGCAUAGUUGGGUAAGAACAAGGCAGGAGGGAUUUGGGGAGAAAGUGAAGGUUUGCCAAACUCUCCUACCUUUUGUUAGGGAGGGGGUGGGCAAGGGCCUGGCAAGUAAGAUGGGGGGCAGGUUAGUGCAGGGCAAGACAUUCAGAUGGGCCUUGGGGAGCUGGGGGCUGGAGCUGAAAAGGCCGGGGCCAAGGCAGGCAGUGUGUGUGUGUGUGCAUGUGUGUGUCUGUGUGUGUGCAUGCAUGUGUGUGUGUGUGCAUGCGUGUGUGUGUCUCACUCUCCCUGGCCCCAUGACCUCCGGUCUGCCGCUCUCUGAGCACGUGCCCCAUUCUUCUUUUCUGUACUUAUGCAUCAGCAAGCAUGGCCCCCAAGUGGGCAUCCAGAGUGGCCCUAGCCCCACAGCUUGUAUCACCCCAGAAGCUCAACAGCCACAGCUAAGUGUCACCCAAUUUCAUAUUCCAGGGUGAGAGAAUCUGAUUGGGCCGGCUGGGCUUAGGUGUCCACACCUGGUCCAGUUGGCUGUGGUCAGAGGCAGGGAUAUGCCCCAUUGCCCACAGUCAGUGACCAUGGUGAGGGCAGCCUCUCUGAGAGAGGCAUGGCCAGAACAGGCAAAUUUCCAGAAACUUCCACCUGGGUGAUAGGUGAGGGUGGCCUGUGGGAUAGGAGAGGAUGUGAAAAUGGGUGACCCAAACUGAAGCCCGGGAAGGCAGCUGAGGGGCCUCGGGCGGGCACUCGGCCUCCCUUCUCUGUCCCUGCAGUUGUCCUGGUCGUGGUGUUUGGCAUCUGCUGGGCCCCGUUCCACGCCGACCGCGUCAUGUGGAGCGUCGUGUCACAGUGGACAGAUGGCCUGCACCUGGCCUUCCAGCACGUGCACGUCAUCUCCGGCAUCUUCUUCUACCUGGGCUCGGCGGCCAACCCCGUGCUCUAUAGCCUCAUGUCCAGCCGCUUCCGAGAGACCUUCCAGGAGGCCCUGUGCCUCGGGGCCUGCUGCCAUCGCCUCAGACCCCGCCACAGCUCCCACAGCCUCAGCAGGAUGACCACAGGCAGCACCCUGUGUGAUGUGGGCUCCCUGGGCAGCUGGGUCCACCCCCUGGCUGGGAACGAUGGCCCAGAGGCGCAGCAAGAGACCGAUCCAUCCUGAGUGGAGCCUUAAAGUGGCUUCACCUGGAGGGGCCAGAGGGUCACCUGGAGCUGGGGAGACACAUCUGCCUUCCUCUGCAGGGAUGCCUUCACGUACUGUCCCUAGUUCAGCCUAGAAAUUCUGACCAGCACCUCAGUUUCCCUCAGAGGGAAACAGCAGGAGGAGGGAUCCCUGACUGCUGAGGACUCACACUGACCAGACGCCACACCUUGUGCUUCUUAUCUGUCCACUGCCACUCCCCCAGUUCAAAUCCUUACCCUGCAGAAAUAUCACAGUUAGCUGGGGCUCAGCAGUCCUCCCUCUGGGGACUCCCUGCCACCACUGCCAGUUUCUGAAACGGUCCCACUGGGUCCUCACUGUCCUUCCCAGUUCCUGUUCAGGUUCUGGCAGGGGCCCAGGGAUCCAGGGGACCUGGUUCCAAUCUCAGCCCUGCUGUCACCACCUUGUCAUGCACCAUCAAGCAUAUCAGUCUACCUUUCUUUUUUUCUGAGACAGAGUCUCACUCUGUCGCCCAGGCUAGAGUGCAGUGGCGCGAUUUUGGCUCACUGCAACCUCCGCCUCCGGGGUUCAAGCGAUUCUCCUGCCUCAGCCUCCCGAGUAGCUGGGACUACAGGUGAGCCCCAGCAUGCCCAGCUAAUUUUUUUUAAUUUUUAGUAGAGACGGGGUUUCACCAUGUUGGCCAGGCUGGUCUCAAACUCUUGACCUCAGGUGAUCCGCCGACCUCGGCCUCCCAAAGUCCUCGGAUUACAGGCAUGAGCCACCACACCCGGCCAAUCAGUCCACCUUUCUAGGCCUUGGUUCCUUGCCUGAAAAAUGAAAGAGGCGCUGGCUUUCCACAGUGUCAUGCUUUGGCACUUUAGCUAUGGUUUUCUUUCUGUGUGUGUGUAAGCCACUGCUUAUAAUAAAACCAACAAUACCCUCAGACUGAAAGGGCGGAAGUUAUUAUCUGCAUCUUUAUCAACCCCAAGCCCCACUUCCUCCCUGACCUCCCCAUGCCCUCCCCAGCCUCUCCCAGCACAAGUGGGGCAAAGCCAGCAUGCAAGCAGACCCCACCACCACAGCCCACCUCCGUCCUCACAUACGUGCAGGCUGGCUCGGGAGUCCAGUGAGCAGAGCAUUGGACUUGGCUGGCCAGAGGGUCUCUGAGGGCAAGAGACAUGGCCAACCAAGGGCAAGGAGUGACCCUGUGGAGGGUUCUGCCGAACUCAAUGCAGUGAGAAGAGGGACAGGGACAAGUAGUCCUUGAAACUGAGCCCCAUUCUGAAUCCCUGCAGGCCAAGUCAUUGCUCAGCCAGGACUCAGUUCAUGGAGGAAACUUGUCCUGCUGCAGUCCCUGAGUCUUGUCCUCCUGAGAGGAAGCCCUGGCUUCCAAGGCUGGGAGCUGGAGGAUGACCUUCGGUCGGUCUGUCUGGGUUCUCCCUGCAGACAGCUUCCUAGCUCAUGCCCAUAGCUCAUGCUCCCUGCCGAGAAAGUGGAGGACGUGGUACAGGGUUGCAGAUGUUUAGUUUUAAAAAUUCAAUUAUAAAAAUAAUAAAUGCUCAUGAUAGAAAAUUUGGAAAGUGCAAAUAAGCAAAAAUGAAAACAAUUUUAAAAAUGUAAAACCUCUCUUGCCAGGGAAUGGGGGAAGGGCAAGUGAGGAGUUCUUUAAUGGGUGAAGAGUUUCAGUUUUGCAAAAUGAAAAAGUUCUGGAGAUCAGUUGUGCAACAAUAUGAAUAUACAUAACAAUACUGAACUAUACACUGAAAUGGUUAAGAUGGUACAUUUUAUGUUAUGUGUAUUUUACCACAAUUUUUAUAAAAAGAGGAUUAAAUCUAAAGGAAAGAAAAAAUUAAAACCACCCAUAACUUUACUCUGAA
Homo sapiens (human) is the source of this 5113-nucleotide messenger RNA. It is a transcript of the gene NMUR1, whose product is annotated as neuromedin U receptor 1. The transcript is spliced from 3 exons. Gene Ontology annotation, biological process: G protein-coupled receptor signaling pathway. NCBI's taxonomy places the organism in Eukaryota, Metazoa, Chordata, Mammalia, Primates, Hominidae. Gene Ontology annotation, molecular function: G protein-coupled receptor activity; neuropeptide receptor activity; neuromedin U receptor activity. Gene Ontology annotation, cellular component: membrane; plasma membrane. The record is from RefSeq and is a predicted model, not a curated record. The coding region runs from base 85 to 1026 and encodes 313 amino acids.